Molecule: messenger RNA, 1634 nt
Organism: Aspergillus welwitschiae
Lineage: Eukaryota; Fungi; Ascomycota; Eurotiomycetes; Eurotiales; Aspergillaceae
Exons: 2
Coding region: 1092-1478 (128 amino acids)
Source: RefSeq, a predicted model, not a curated record
GUCCCUCUUUCAGUCUUCACUAUUUGUCCCGCAGCCCCUCCGAGGGGACCCGGAAUGAUCACAAUGAGUAUGGUGUGCCUGUGCCCGCGGAGUGAAAGCUUCCCAGUUCCCAGCAUAAUAAUUGUCUCUCCUUGCCCGUAUUACUGAUGAUCGUAAAUUGACAUAUGUCCUCUUUGCUGCCGCUUUGCAUCCUCGUACAUGAUACGUAUCUAGUUACCUGCCUAUUAGGAACUUAACCCUUCCAAAACAUAUAAUCCUUGGAUUCGCCAAACUGUUCUUUACAACCCUUGUCUGAAUUAGCAAUAUACAAGAGACACAAGAUCCAUACCUGCAUGACCCCAACAAACAAACCUUGCAAAUAAUCGAUCGAUCACCCACCACUCAUUCAUUCAUUCAUCCAACGAACCAAACCAAACCAACCAACCCCGCCUUCAGAAUCUUCGUUGCCUGUCUACCUGCCUGCUCUCUCGGUCUAAAUCCGCAAAAGACCCCGAAAACACCAUAACACGCAGCCAGCCCCAGCGGACCACCACCCAGCCAGGUUGUUAUUGCCUAAACCAAAAACCAGGCAGAAAAGAGAAAAAAAAGAGGAAAUUUGAUUCUUCCCAUUUGAUCUAUCUAUCCAUCUAUCUAUUUAUCUAGUGGCGUACAGAGGGGGUGUGUGUAUGUCAGUGGCUGUCCGUCAAUUAAAAAAAAAAAACACGGGCCAUUUCCAUUUCAUUAGUCUCCGUGUGCAAGCACGCUUUCCCUGCGUGACAGUGAGGGAAAAGAGGGAAAUGAGCACAGAGUCAAUGAAAACCUCGCUCCGACGCCACGCAGACCAGGAGGAUUUGGAUUUCUGUAAUCCUGAACCUUACAAACGACGAGGGUCUUUCUUCGGCCAUGUAACUGGCUACUACAAUAGUAGUAAUGAUAAACAGACUACUACUACGGAGAAAAGCCACGAUGAGUCCUGGUCCAUAAAGAAGUUUCUCAGUCGGCAUGUUAGUCGUCGAUAUCGUGUUCUGGAACGCGAGCCGAACCGGCUGAGAAAGAGGUUUACUCAGUAAUGAGAUAAGAUGAAAUGAAAUGAAGAUAUGGGAAUGGGGUGAAUGUAUCUAUUUAUUUAUCACUUUGCACAUGAUUUGGUUCUGGUUAUCAUUAUCCUUGUCGUUAUAACCAUUGUUAUUGUUCUUGUUCGGGGUGUUCAUAGUAUAUUAAUUAUAUUGCUAUGCUGCAAUAGUUCACUUCGAUGGCUAGAACAAAUCGUAUUCCCUCCUAUGCUUAUUGGCGUUGAUGUUGAAAUGGGGCAUGCCACUAGAUACGACACAGUACCAUUAUUCCCACGGAUUCCGCUCGAAGACCAACCACGGAAUGGUUGGUGGGUAUUAAGUAGUUAUCUAUCGGCACCCGCAGGAAAAUUUCCUCCCACGUUAUUUUGUUUCUUUUAUUGGAUUAUCAUAUGUACGCUUAUCAGUGGGUGGUGUCCUUCCACCUAAUGUCACGAUCAUCAUGUCUGUCCCAAGGAUCAAUUGAAUGAACGAAUGGGUCAGGACACUCGGAGCUAGUUAUUAUUAUUUUUUUUAUUGCAUGGCUUUUUUCUCCCAUCAUUACAAAUCUUCUAUUUUGCUUAGCUCAUCUUCAUCCAUGGCUCC